AUGGAGCUAAACAUUUCUCACAAUCAUAUGAGAGGGAUGUUGCCGAGCUCUUUUGAAUGCUUCAAGGAUGUAAGAAGUUUUGAUUUAAGUUACAACAACUUUGAAGGCUUCCUUCCAAGAAUGCAACCUCAGGAUGCAUAUUUGGACUUUUCUCACAAUUCUUUUUCUGGACCAAUUCCUAAAAGCAUGUUUGGUGAGUUUAGCAUUUCCUAUUUGAUUUUGUCCAAUAAUAAACUGAAUGGAAGCAUUCCGUCUUCCAUUUGUACACAAAGAGAAUUGCAAAUUGUGAACCUCGCCAAUAAUGAUUUAUCUAGAACUAUCCCAGAUUGUUGGGGUAAUGCAUCAGAGCUAACAAUCAUUGAUAUUUCCAACAACAAAUUAUUUGGCAGCAUAUCAAGAACAGUUGGAUUUUUAGCUAGAUUGCAAUCACUGCACAUGAAUAAUAAUAGUUUCUCUGGUACAAUUCCAUCAACUUUACAGCAUUUCAAUAAACUUGUAGUUAUUGACUUGAGUUGGAAUAAAUUGUCCGGAGCUAUACCCAAAUGGUUUGGAAGGAGACUAUCAGCAUUGCGAGUUCUUUCUCUAAGGACAAAUAAUUUCACCGGUGCAAUUCCACAAUAG
Molecule: messenger RNA, 621 nt
Organism: Zingiber officinale
Lineage: Eukaryota; Viridiplantae; Streptophyta; Magnoliopsida; Zingiberales; Zingiberaceae
Product: receptor-like protein Cf-9 homolog
Exons: 1
Coding region: 1-621 (206 amino acids)
Molecular function (GO): protein binding
Source: RefSeq, a predicted model, not a curated record